AUGCUUCUCAUAGAGUAGGGUUUAAGCGCCCUCUCCAAUUCCAAGUUAGGGUUUUUCAGUUUGUUGAGCAAAAGAAGAGAGAUGGCUAUACCAAGGGGUAGGAAUGGAGAAGAGGAAGCAGAAGAAGCUUUUUUCGAACAGGAAUUUGAGUUUGAGGACACCAAUUCCGUCCCUCCUCAUCUCCUCAACCUCUUUGACGCCGCCGAGAAUGGAAACCUUGUCGCCCUCCGUCAUGCCCUAGAUAAUUUGACUGGCAGCAUUGAUCAACCUCUUGAAGAUGGGGACACUGCUCUUCAUCUAACAUGUUUAUAUGGCCAUCUGUCUUGCGUGCUGCUAUUGUUAGAGAGGGGAGCUUCUUUGGAGGCUAAGGAUGAAGAUGGAGCACUCCCAUUGCAUGAUGCUUGUGCUGGAGGAUAUACGGAGAUUGCCCAACUGCUGAUCAACAGUGCCCCUGAUCCUGAUUGUGUGAAGAGGAUGUUGGAGUCUGUUGAUGUAGAAGGUGAUACGCCUCUUCAUCAUGCUGCCAGAGGUGAACAUGUAAAUGUUAUUAGAUUAUUGCUAGCUUCAGGCGCCUAUCCUUCUAGGACCAAUAUAUAUGGAAAGACCCCUAGUGAGCUUGCUGCACCUGACACCGAACCCCAAAGAAUCUUAGAAGAAGCUGCAAGUGCUGUUCCUAGCCAGUAAGGCCUUCAUGCCAAGAGUUUGCGUUGGAAGCUUGGUUAUUACUUAUCAGUACUAUAGUUUUGCCUUACUUUAUAGUUGAAAGUGUUGAUCAAAAUAUCCCCUUUGAAGCUAGAAAAUCAUGUACAAGCAAGGGGACAACUAUGCCAGUGAAUUGUAUUUUUUGCCAAAA
Molecule: messenger RNA, 853 nt
Organism: Solanum verrucosum
Lineage: Eukaryota; Viridiplantae; Streptophyta; Magnoliopsida; Solanales; Solanaceae
Exons: 6
Coding region: 82-684 (200 amino acids)
Biological process (GO): protein ubiquitination; positive regulation of protein catabolic process
Molecular function (GO): protein binding
Source: RefSeq, a predicted model, not a curated record